AUGCCAACUUUCUCCAACUUCUUUGUAAACAUAUUCGAGGGUUUGUUGGGUUUCCUCCACAUUCUCUCAAAUAAAAAGCAACAAUUUUGCAUUCUGAAGAAUAUCAGUGGAAUUAUCAAGCCAUCCAGGAUGACACUACUUCUGGGUCCUCCGAGCUCUGGAAAGACCACAUUCCUGUUAGCCCUAGCCGGGAAGCUUGAUUCUGAACUAAAGUCCUCAGGAACUGUGACGUACAAUGGUCAUGAGAUGAAUGAGUUUGUACCCCAAAGGACGGCCGCCUAUAUUAGCCAACAUGAUACCCAUAUAGGAGAAAUGACAGUGAGGGAGACUUUGGCUUUCUCUGCAAGGUGCCAAGGAGUUGGCUAUCUCCCUGAGAUGCUGGCAGAGUUAUCUAGAAGAGAGAAAGCUGCUAAUAUUAAGCCUGAUCCUGAUAUUGACCUAUUUAUGAAGGCUGCAGCAUGUGAAGGACAAGAAGAAAAUCUCAUCACGGAUUAUGUUUUAAAGAUUCUUGGUUUGGAAGAGUGUGCAAAUACCAUGGUGGGAAAUGAAGUGGUAAGAGGGAUCUCCGGAGGUCAGAAGAAGCGAGUGACAACAGGUGAAAUGUUGGUUGGACCAGCCAGGGCCCUCUUCAUGGACGAGAUUUCCACCGGCUUAGAUAGUUCCACCACUUUUCAGAUUGUGAAAUCGAUAAGACAAUCCACUCACAUUCUUGAUGCAACUACUGUCAUCUCUCUGCUUCAGCCCGCACCCGAGACAUUCGAGCUCUUCGACGACAUCGUCCUGCUAUCAGAAGGCCAGAUUGUGUACCAAGGUCCUCGCGAACACGUCGUCGAGUUUUUCGAAUCGAUGGGGUUCCAAUGUCCCAAAAGGAAAGGCGUGGCAGACUUCUUGCAAGAGGUGACAUCAAAGAAGGACCAAGAACAAUAUUGGUCACUAAAGGAUAGACCGUACGCCUUUGUGACGGUCAAAGAAUUUGCAGAAGCGUUUCAAUCGUUCCAUGUUGGCAAAAGCAUUGGAGAGGAGCUCGCAAGUCCAUUUGACAAGUCUAACAGCCACCCGGCUGCUUUAGCAACAGAGAAGUACGGUGUUGAGAGAAAGCAAUUGUUUAAAGCUUGUGUGGCAAGGGAAGUGUUACUUUUGAGAAGGAAAGCCUUUAUCUUUGUCUUCAAGAUUUUCCAGCUUUUUGUGAUGGCAGUCAUUGGGACGUCCGUCUUUUUCCGAACUAAGAUGCAUCGUGAUAAUGUCACUGAUGGAGGAAUCUAUAUGGGUGCUUUGUUCUUUGGUGUAUCUUCCAUACUUUUCAAUUCUAUGCAAGAGAUGUUCCUGGUGAUUGCAAAGCUUCCAGUCUUUUACAAACAAAGGGACUUCCUGUUCUAUCCUUCAUGGGCUUUCUCCCUUUCAACUUGGAUUGUCAAAAUCCCUUUCUCGUUUUUGGAAGCAGCUGCUUUGGUAUUCGUUACCUAUUAUGGUAUUGGGUACGACCAUGAUGUUACAAGGUUUAUUAAGCAGUACUUUCUGGCUGUGAUUCUUAGCCAAAUGGCAUUUUCACUCUUUCGAACUAUUGGUGCUAUUGGACGAGAAACAACUGUCGCUUUCACACUUGGAGCAUUUGUUCUUUGUGUCUUGUUCGGAUUAAGUGGCUUUGUCAUUUCACGAGAUUACAUAAAGAAAUGGUGGAUUUGGGGUUAUUGGGCAUCUCCUAUGAUGUAUGGGCAAAAUGCAAUUGUAGUAAAUGAGUUCUUGGGAAAAAGUUGGAGCCAUAUUGGACCAAACUCAACACAAUCCCUCGGAGUUGAGGUUCUCAAGGCCCAUGGUGUUUUCCCACAUGAUUAUUGGUAUUGGAUAGGAGUAGGGGGAUUGAUCGGAUAUGUCUGCCUCUUCACUAUCAUUUUCACAAUUGCUUUGACUUUCCUACGCCCACUUGGCAAGGGAAAAGCAAAUGUUUCCGAAGAACCUCAAAGUGACUUACCACCUCGUGGUAGAUUAACGACCGAAUUGAUAAACACGGAAAAUAGUCAGCAAUUGGAUCAACCAGCUUAUAUAGUUUUGAAAACAGAAACAGAAGGCAACAUUACUGCUAGCACAAGCAGAAAGAGAGGAAUGGUUCUUCCAUUUCAGCCACAUUCCUUAACCUUUGACCAAAUGACAUACUCAAUCGAUAUGCCACAGGAGAUGACAAAUCGUGGUGUCCUUGAAGACAGGUUGGUUCUUAUAAAAGGUGUGAGUGGUUCGUUUAGGCCUGGCAUUCUCACAGCUUUAAUGGGAGUAACUGGUGCUGGGAAAACAACCCUCAUGGAUGUGCUAGCCGGUAGAAAAACUGGUGGAAAAAUUGAAGGAGAUUUGCGGAUUUCAGGAUACCCAAAGAAGCAAGAAACAUUUGCUCGAGUUUCUGGAUAUUGUGAGCAAACUGACAUCCAUUCUCCUCAUGUUACCGUCCAUGAAUCCUUAAUCUACUCGGCUUGGCUUCGACUGCCAGUCGAGGUUGAUGUAGACACCAGAAUGAUGUUUGUUGAGCAAGUUAUGGAGCUUGUGGAGUUGAAUGAUCUGAGGCAAGCCCUAGUCGGGUUGCCUGGUGUAAAUGGGUUGUCUACUGAGCAACGCAAGCGACUAACUAUAGCAGUCGAGCUCGUGGCUAACCCUUCUAUAGUAUUCAUGGAUGAACCAACAUCCGGGCUAGAUGCUAGGGCUGCUGCCAUUGUCAUGAGAGCGGUUAGAAACACAGUGGACACAGGAAGAACUGUGGUGUGCACCAUCCAUCAGCCUAGCAUUGAUAUCUUUGAGUCAUUUGAUGAGCUAUUGCUCUUGAAGCGAGGAGGACAAGAAAUAUAUGUAGGACCAUUGGGAACACAUUCUUCCCUUUUGAUAGAUUACUUCCAGGGAAUCAAAGGAGUGAGUAAAAUUAAAGAUGGUUAUAACCCAGCAACUUGGAUGAUGGAAGUUAGCUGCUCAGCCCAAGAAGUCGCUUUGGGGGUUGAUUUUGCUACUUUAUACAAGAACUCUAACCUCUAUGAGAGAAACAAAGAGUUGAUCAAGGAACUAAGCACACCUGCUAGCGGUUCAAGGGACCUCUAUUUCCCAUCCAAGUAUCCACAAUCAUUUGCAACCCAAUUUGGUGCCUGCUUAUGGAAGCAAAAUCUGUCUUAUUGGAGGAAUCCAUCCUACACCGCUGUCAACCUUCUCUUCACAACAAUUAUUGCUUUGAUGAUUGGGACAAUGUUCUGGAACCUUGGCCAAAAUGUGAAGAAGCGUCAAGACCUCAUGAAUGUAAUGGGUUCGAUGUAUGUUUCUGUAUACUUCCUUGGAGUCAAGAAUUCAUCAGCAGUGCAGGCAGUAGUUGCCAUUGAAAGAACCAUCUCGUACAGAGAAAGAGCUGCCGGAAUGUAUUCUGCAUUGUCCCAUGCCUUUGCACAAGUCGUAAUUGAGAUCCCAUAUCUAUUCGUCCAAGCGACAAUUUAUACUAUCCUCACAUAUGCAAUGAUUGGAUAUGACUGGACUGCCACCAAGUUCUUAUGGCAAUUCUUCUUCAUGUUCUUCACCUUGCUCUACUUCACAUUCUAUGGCAUGAUGGUAAUGGCUGUGUCACCAAACUAUCCUAUAGCAUCACUAAUUGCUAGUACAUUUUACGGAUUGUGGAACAUCUUCUCAGGAUUUUUAAUCCCCCGAACGAGGAUUCCUAUAUGGUGGAGAUGGUUUUACUGGGUAUGCCCGGUGGCUUGGACGCUUUAUGGAUCGAUUGUAGCACAAUACGGCGACGUACAAAACGAGAUUGAAAGCGGGGAAACAGUGGAAGAGUUUCUGAGAUCAUACAUGGGCUUCAGACAUGAUUUUUUGGGUGUGGCUGCAACUGUUGUUGUUUGUUUUGGAGUUUUCUUUGCUCUUGUUUUUGCCUUCUCCAUGAAGAACAUAAAUUACCUAAAACGCUAG
Linum tenue is the source of this 3924-nucleotide messenger RNA. Lineage: Eukaryota; Viridiplantae; Streptophyta; Magnoliopsida; Malpighiales; Linaceae. The record is from the annotation of a GenBank genome assembly.